Gadus morhua (Atlantic cod) is the source of this 908-nucleotide messenger RNA. It is a transcript of the gene hes3, whose product is annotated as hairy-related 3. The record is from RefSeq and is a predicted model, not a curated record. The coding region runs from base 49 to 792 and encodes 247 amino acids. Gene Ontology annotation, molecular function: protein dimerization activity; DNA binding. Gene Ontology annotation, biological process: regulation of DNA-templated transcription. Lineage: Eukaryota; Metazoa; Chordata; Actinopteri; Gadiformes; Gadidae. The transcript has 3 exons.
AGCACUGAGAUUAACUCCGAGGACUCCAGCGAAGGACUUACACACAGGAUGGUGGGAGCUUCAGACUGCCUUGUGAAAUCUACCACCAGAGUUGGAAAGGUGUCCAAGCCGAUCAUGGAGAAGAAACGAAGGGCGCGGAUCAACAGGUGCCUGGACCAGCUGAAGACGCUGCUCGAGAGCUACUACACGACCAAUAUUCGGAAGCGCAAGCUGGAGAAGGCCGACAUUUUGGAAUUAACCGUGAAACAUCUCAGAAGUCUUCAGAAGAUUCAAAGCUGUUCUUCCAAGACCUCCGGCUUCUCUGACUACCAAGCCGGCUUCCACAGCUGUUUGGCCAAUGUCCACCAGUACCUGUCGCUGGGGGACCAGGUCCAGGGGAGCGAAGGCUCGGCGUUAUCGCACCUCGUGUCCAAGAACGUGUACUGCGCCGAAGGGCCGCGUGAGGCCUCCAGCACCUUGGACAGCGACACGGGAACGGUGGUGGCGCGAGACGGCGCGCGCCAGCGCCUGCUUCCCGCUCUAAACGCCACCGACUCGAGGAGAAGAACCGCCAACACGGCCGUAGGGUGUUUCGGAGCCACGAAAACAAACAACACGAGCACAUCUCUCCAGUCCUACGAAACUCUUCCGGUUGAGGUCAAAGCGGAAGGACAGUCUUUCGUCCUCAAACAAGUUAUUGGGAUCCUCCCGAGCAACACACCAACAAAGUCCAAUAAAGUUUUCAGUGUUUGUCACGGCAGUCCCAGGGACGGGGAAGCGAGUAUUCAGCAAAGCAUGUGGCGGCCGUGGUAGAAUUCACUGAAAUGGACUAUUGACCGUGAUCUAAUGUAUGAUUUUGUAUUUUUGUAUUGUAUAGUGAACUGUAAAAUGAUAUGCAUGUAAAAUAGAUGGUUUAUAAUGAAUAAAAA